Molecule: messenger RNA, 1160 nt
Organism: Glycine soja
Lineage: Eukaryota; Viridiplantae; Streptophyta; Magnoliopsida; Fabales; Fabaceae
Product: phosphoglycerate mutase-like protein 1
Exons: 10
Coding region: 52-1023 (323 amino acids)
Cellular component (GO): cytoplasm
Molecular function (GO): phosphatase activity
Source: RefSeq, a predicted model, not a curated record
AGAAUAAUUAUUAAAAUCGAUUUUCUUUAUUUCUCUUAUUACGCCAACGCCAUGCUCAUUACUCGUAACCCUGUUUUGUUGAAUUCCACUUUUGUCCCCACUCUCAUUUCAGAUUCAGAGCAUCGUUGCGCAUCUCCACGCUCUCUUUGCUUCUCUUCUCGCACGGACAUGGAUACUGCUGCUGGUCAAAGUCUUUACCCAUUACACCGUUGCAAAACUCUUCACCUGGUAAGACAUGCCCAAGGAUUUCACAAUGUAGAAGGUGAGAAGAACUUUGAAGCAUACAAGUCUUAUGAUCUUUUUGAUGCAAACCUGACCCCUCUCGGCUGGAAACAGGUUGAUAAUCUGAGACAACAUGUUAAGGCCAGUGGUCUUUCCAAAAGAAUUGAACUAGUUAUUGUUUCCCCCUUGUUAAGGACUAUGCAAACAGCAGUUGGAGUCUUUGGUGGGCAACCAUAUACUGAUGGGAUUAAUGUACCUCCCCUGAUGAAUGACAAUGUGGGAGAUAGUGGUCGCCCUGCAAUUUCCAGUCUAAAUGCCCCACCAUUUAUAGCAGUAGAGCUUUGCCGAGAACAUUUGGGGGUGCAUCCUUGUGAUAAGAGAAGAAACAUCACUGACUACCGACAUAUGUUUCCAGCUAUUGAUUUUUCAUUGAUAGAAAAUGAUGAGGACAUUUUGUGGAAACCUGACAUUAGAGAGAAGAAUGAAGAAGUUGCUGCCAGGGGACUGAAAUUUUUGGAAUGGUUGUGGACACGUAAAGAAAAGGAGAUAGCUGUCGUUACCCACAGCGGUUUUCUGUUUCAUUCUCUAAGUGCUUUUGGAAAUGAUUGUCAUCCAAACGUGAAGAAUGAAAUCUGCACACACUUUGCUAACUGUGAGCUACGUUCAAUGGUUAUCAUUGACAGAGGUAUGAUUGGUUCAGAUGAGUCCUCUACCAACUAUCCUGGCAAAGUUCCAUAUGGCCUUGACCUUCCUAGUGACGUUGCUGACCAGAAGCAUCCAGAGAAUGGGCAGGCAAACUGAUAGUGGAAUUUUCUUCAUUUUUAUGAUUUCCUAAUUACAUUUAUGAUACCAACUACGAUUACUUUUAAACAUUAAUUAAAUGGACAUCAAUUUCAUGUGUGAACUGUGGACGUUACGUUAUUUCUUAUUCAAGGUUA